AAAACAAUACAUCAGUGAGAACAAAAGAAAAAGUAAGAAUGACGAGAACCACAUAUCAUAAUCGUUCUAUCUGACCAUCUUAUUUUCUACCAUCACAAUGCUUUACCGCAUCACUAUUACUGUCAGUUCGUAUCUCUAACACUAUACGGAUGUAAACGACAAAUUGCUGAUGAAUUUAGCAUAGCUAACUUUUAUGUUCUCUGAUAUAUAUUUUACAUUUAGAAACUGAUGUACUACAAGAGUCUAACAACGAUGAUUUAGCUGAAAAAUCAUCUGCAUCACUAGUCAAAUAUCCCGACAAUUUAUCCUUCAAAGAUUUGUAUUAUUUUUUAGUGGCUCCCACACUAUGCUAUGAAUUAAAUUAUCCUCGUACAAGAAAAAUUCAUAAAAAUUUUCUUGCACGUCGCCUCUGUGAAAUAUUAUUUUUAUCAUCUCUAGAAUACAUUCUUGUUCAACAAUGGAUAAUACCUAUUUUACGUUCAAUCGAUCGUCCGUUAAAUGAAUUAAGUACAUUGACAAUUAUUGAACGUUUAUUGCGUUUAGCCAUACCAAAUCAUUUAAUUUGGUUAAUUUUUUUUUACCUUGUAUUUCAUUCAUGUUUAAAUGCCAUAGCUGAAUUAUUACAGUUUGAUGAUCGAUUAUUUUACAGGUAAUAAUGAAGAGAGAAAGAGAGAGAGAGAGAGAGAGAGAGAGAGAGAGAGAGAAUGAGAUGACAUUGACUUUGAAGAUCUAAUGCUGAGAUAUUUCGAAAAUCACGAGAAACACUCUUAGACGUGAAUAAACAAAUCUAUCUUUUUAUGACACUAAAC
Messenger RNA from Didymodactylos carnosus, 809 nucleotides. The record is from the annotation of a GenBank genome assembly. NCBI's taxonomy places the organism in Eukaryota, Metazoa, Rotifera, Eurotatoria, Philodinida, Philodinidae.